ACAGAAAAAACUUCAGUUUUUGAUAAGGAAUGUUCCUGGAACGUCAAAAGUUACGAAUGGUUAUUGAUAAAAUUAUAAAUUCAAAUUUCGAAGAUGUCCUCCUCAUCUUGCUACGAUGACUCACCAACAGAACUUUCAGAUGAUGACUGCAACGACAGCAUCGAAGACAACACCAGCGAUGACGACAAAACUGUUGUUAUAACUCAAACGAAAGUGAUAGCCCGUCGCUUCGAGUUUUGGCACGAGAAAUUCUUGAGUUAUAAGGAAAUACUCGAGUACUUGGUAAAAUUGGCAGACCUCUAUAAACAUAAGUGCACAGUUGAGCGUUUAGGAUAUUCAGUUGAACAAAGGCCGAUUUGUCUGGUCAAGAUCUGUCCGAAUAGGUUCAGACGCAAUCAAAUGAGUGUUUUGAUAGAAGCUGGAUCAAAUGGUUCGGAGAAGAUGACAGUUUCUUCUGUAUUAUUUUUGAUUGAAUAUCUUGUCAAGAAUGAUCUCAAGCUUGUUGUGGAGUAUCUUAUAAUACCGUGUUUGAAUCCAGAUGGGUAUGAAAAAUGUCUAAAGAGGAAGAAAAUACCGAAGAAUGAACAAAAUGACAUAGACCUGACCAAAUGUUUUCCCAUAACGAGACCAGAUGCAUCAUCGUUAGCAGCUAAUGUUUUGAACACCCCACCAAUUAUAUCACCAAACUGUUUGCUUCUGUCGACUGUAAUAGAAAAACAUAGGAUGAAAGUGAAACUAUUUAUAUCACUACAAGCAUCAGAGAGCACUAUAACAUAUCCUCUUGAUCAUUACUUCAAAGAUGUAUAUGAUUUUGCGAUUGCUUGCAAAAGAUCCAUGGGCUGGGAUGCCUUAGAAGUUAAGCCGAUAGUGCCUGCAUUCGCUCAAGAGAAGGGAACGUCUGUAGAACACAUAAUAAGGAACUAUCAUCCUACUGUAAAAUUUGCAUAUCUUCUAAACGUUCAUAAUAAAGCUUUCGUUCCGGAUGAAAAAUUCAUAUUGACCAAGGGGGAACAAACAUUGUGUGGUAUAUUGACUUUGACGAAGAGAGUCUAUAGGUAUCACUGCAGGCAGCAAGGUGGGUAUAAUGUGAAGACUGUAGUGAAAUUGUUAGAUUCUCCAUAAUAAACCUCGAUGAAAGCAGA
Messenger RNA from Harmonia axyridis, 1142 nucleotides. RefSeq lists its product as uncharacterized. Lineage: Eukaryota; Metazoa; Arthropoda; Insecta; Coleoptera; Coccinellidae. Gene Ontology annotation, biological process: proteolysis. The transcript is spliced from 2 exons. Gene Ontology annotation, molecular function: zinc ion binding; metallocarboxypeptidase activity. Bases 94 to 1122 code for a protein of 342 amino acids. The record is from RefSeq and is a predicted model, not a curated record.